This is a messenger RNA of Ochotona curzoniae (black-lipped pika), 1494 nucleotides long. It is a transcript of the gene WDR18, whose product is annotated as WD repeat domain 18. The coding region runs from base 1 to 1299 and encodes 432 amino acids. Lineage: Eukaryota; Metazoa; Chordata; Mammalia; Lagomorpha; Ochotonidae. Gene Ontology annotation, cellular component: nuclear pre-replicative complex. The transcript has 10 exons. Gene Ontology annotation, molecular function: protein binding. Gene Ontology annotation, biological process: DNA-templated DNA replication; rRNA processing. The record is from RefSeq and is a predicted model, not a curated record.
AUGGCGGCGCCCAUGGAAGUGGCCGUGUGUACGGACUCGGCGGCCCCGCUGUGGAGCUGCGUGGUGUGGGAGCUGCACUCGGGCGCCAACCUGCUCACGUACCGCGGCGGGCAGGCGGGGCCCCGCGGCCUGGCGCUGCUCAAUGGCGAGUACCUGCUGGCCGCGCAGCUGGGCAAGAACUACAUCAGCGCCUGGGAGGUGCAGCGCAAGGACCAGCUGCAACAGAAGAUCAUGUGUCCCGGGCCCGUCACCUGUCUGACCACUUCGCCCAACGGCCUCUACGUCCUGGCGGGCAUCGCAGAAAGCAUAUACCUAUGGGAGGUCUGUACUGGGAACCUGCUGGUGAUCCUCAGCCGGCACUACCAAGAUGUCUCGUGUCUCAAGUUCACUGGGGACAGUAGCCACUUCCUGUCGGGGGGCAAGGACUGCCUGGUGCUAGCCUGGAACCUCUGCAGCGUGCUGCAGGUGGACCCCGCCAGGAUCCCUGCUCCACGGCACGUCUGGUCUCGCCACACGCUCCCGGUCACAGACUUGCACUGCGGCUGUGGGGGCCCCCUGGCCAGGGUGGCCACCUCCUCACUGGACCAGACAGUGAAGCUGUGGGAGAUCUCGUCGGGGGAGCUGCUGCUGUCCGUGCUGUUCGACGUGGGCAUCAUGGCCGUCACCAUGGACCUGGCCGAGCACCACAUGUUCUGCGGGGGCAGCGACGGCUCCAUCUUCCAGGUGGACCUCUGCACCUGGCCCGGGCAGAGCGAGCGGAGCUUCCAGCCGGAGCAGGAGGCUGGGAAGGUUUUCCGAGGGCACAGGAACCAGGUCACAUGUCUGUCGGUGUCCACGGACAGCACCCUGCUGCUGUCCGGCUCCCACGAUGAGACGGUGCGCCUGUGGGACAUACGGAGCAAGCAGUGCGUCCGUACCGUGGCACUCAAAGGCCCUGUGACCAACGCAGUCAUCAUGCUGGCACCCGUGGGCAUGCUCAGCUCUGACUUCCGGCCCAGCUUGCCGCUGCCCUACUUCAACAGGCACCUGCUGGGGGCAGAACACGGGGAUGAGCCCCACCGAGGGGGCUUCACGCUGCGCCUGGGUCUCCACCAGCAGGGGUCAGAGCCCAGCUACCUGGACCGCACAGAGCAGCUACACAAGGUUAUGUGCGGCACCAUGGAGAAGAGCGUGCUGGGUGGCCAGGACCGGCUGCGGGUGCGCGUGACGGCGCUGGAGGAGGAGGUGCACAGCCUGCGAAAGAUCAACCGGGACCUGUUCGACUUCUCCACGCACAUCAUCACGCGGCCGGCCAAGUGAGCCGGGGGCGGCCAGAGCCGGGCAGGGCAGGGCAGGGCUGUGACCUCAGAACGCUGGGGCUGAGCUGCCUGCCACCGCCGGCCACCCUGCUUGCCCCCCGGGGUCCCCCAUGUGGGGGACACUCUGCGUCUCUUGUGUGUGAGGCCUCAUGGGUGGUGCUGGGUUUUUUGUUUGUUUUAUUUUGUUUUUAAGAAA